AUGGCUCAGAAUCUCGUGACUGACGUCGCCAACUUCGUUUCAGACUAUCUUCCUCUCGGUAAAGUGUAAGUCUAGAAAGGGGUUUCGGUCGGAUAACGUGCUCAGUCUCUCCAGACUCAAUCCCCGGCUCCAGUCCCAAUCGGCCAUUGCUCCGCCGGUCCCACUCGUCGACAUGUCUCCGCUGAUUCGCCUCGCCGGACUUUCCGGAGCGGCCGCCAUCUCACUUGGAGCCUACGGAUCCCAUGGUCGGUUUUCCUUCGUAAAGGAUCCGUUCUUUUCACUUGGUCUCUCGGAACCGUUCCGAAAAAUACGGCAUCACAAAACCGAAAACGGAAAAUAUUUUGAUACCAAAUACUGGGUAAUUUUCUCGAUAAUUACUAUUUUUCCUAGAAAUCAGUUUGUUUGCAAAUCAAGAUGAAAAUGUCAGUUUUUCGGUCAUCAGAAUCGAAAAUCCGAUGAAACGAAAAGACGGUAUUUCAGUGCUGCGCGAUGAUCCGUCGAUCGAAGAACGUCGUCGGACGGCGUUCGACACGGCGUCCCGCUACCAUCUGAUCCACUCACUGGCCCUGCUCGCAGCGCCGUCCGCCCGUUUCCCACUGGUCACCGCCGGCCUCUUCACCUCCGGAAUCGUUCUUUUCUGCGGACCGUGCUAUCAUUACAGUAUCACCGGAGCGGAGGGCACCCGGAAGUACACUCCGAUCGGAGGAGUCACCCUCAUCAUCGCCUGGCUUUCAUUCAUUCUCUGA
Messenger RNA from Caenorhabditis sp. 36 PRJEB53466, 746 nucleotides. NCBI's taxonomy places the organism in Eukaryota, Metazoa, Nematoda, Chromadorea, Rhabditida, Rhabditidae. The record is from the annotation of a GenBank genome assembly.